CUGGGAGGGAAGGCGCAAGGGGUAGGUAGAAUUGGUAUUUUCGUCUGACACAGUAAUGCAACAACAACAAAAAAAAGUCGAUGAAAAUAAAAUUCUGAACAAUCAGUAUUAAUAUGAAGACGUAAAGCAGUGGGUUCAUGUAGUCUGGAUGUGCGAUAACGUCACUGUGUUGUGACGCAUCCCAGCCUGAGCCAGCUGUGGGGAGUGGGGAGUUACCGUCAGUCACAUGACGGGUAGUGUUUCAUUUGUUCUUGGUUCAUUCGGACUUCCUGCCUGAGUGUCAUUUCUCCAGUGAUCGUCGUUGAGCUGUUUAUUAUUUGCUGAAAUCCACAUCUUUGUGCGGCAUAGAGCCAAGCGUGAGACACAGCAGGUUUAUUGGUCAGAAAAAGUGUAGACCAAGAUGACUUCCAAGCCACCACCAUACACACAGAUGCCCCAGCCGCCUCCUCAGCCACCGUUGUCUCCACCCCCCAUGGGUCCUCCUCCUCCAUACCAACAGAUGCCACCUACAGGAUUUGUCACAGCCACAGCAUAUCCUGCCACGGGGAGCACCACCAUCAUUACCACACAGCAGCCCACCUAUGGAACAGUGCCUGUUGUGGUGAACCGACCAGCUGAUGUGAUUGUGGUGGGCGGCUGCCCUGCCUGUAGGGUUGGUGUGCUCAAUGAGGAGUUUACUCUGGCAGGUUAUUGCUGUGCCUUCUGGUUCUUCCCACUUGGCAUCCUGUGCUGCCUGGCCAUGCGGGAGCGACGCUGCAGCAACUGUGGCGCCUGCUUUACCUAGAUUCACACACACACACACACACACACACACACACACACACACACACACACACACACACACACACACACACACACACACACACACACAAUAUAGGUAUGAAAAUAAGACCACAAUGCAGUUUAAGUCCUGUAUACUGCUACCAAGUAAUUGCACACAUAUAUAUAAACACACAGGGAGUUUAUGCACUUGUUUUGCACAAUAUCAACGACUAAAAUUAUGUUAACAUUUUUUUGGUAUUUUUUUCUCUUUGCUCCUGUUGUUGUGGGCAGACUGGUGCUCCCCUUUCAGUAGCACACAUGGACCUUCUUUGUUGAAGACUUUGUGUUUUAUGCUACAUAACACAGAGUGAAAGGGAUCAAACAGUGUUACACACGCAUUGUGCCUCUCCAAACAUUAGCUACUACAUACAUAUCCAAUUCAUAUCAAAAUGAUGUAGGGGAUUAUGAAGUUUUAUACAUUAUUAUCAUUAUUCAGGUAGUAUAUGGUGACACAGGGAUAUAAUGAGGUUCUGUGAUGUUUCAAGAUUACCAUAUAUAUAUAUAUAUAUAUAUAUAUAUAUAUAUGAAUAUAUGGAGUAGAGAAAAGAUUAUAUACAUGAUGUGUAUGAGGGUUAGAGUUACAGGGCAUGUUACAUUGUAAGCUUUUAUUUCAAUUUGUUUUCAGUGCAUUAUGGCAGAAUGUAGAGUGACUAGACAUGCUUUGACCUUGUCCAUAUAUUAUGCAUGAACAAGUGUGUCGCAGUAAUCUUUUUUACAUGUGUAUACACAAACACAGUAACACCGCCAUUGUUUGUUACCCACAUUGGCUCAUUAAUCUAAAGAUUCCUGUUUUGAAGUUUGCAACAAAUUAAUGUAUUUUUCCAAAUUCUAGGAUAUCGUGCUUUAUUCAGAUAUAUACGCAGAGUAACUGGUAAUCUACAAUUAGAUAGUAAUUUUGGAAGGAAUAGGAUAAGUUUGCUGUACAUUUGAAAACAAUAUAGGAAUACGAAAACAAAUCAGGAGGUGAGGAUUUGUCAUUUGGCAAUGUAACCAUAACCAUGUGUCAUCAGGUGAUAAAUUGUCUGUGACAGAGUUGAUGAAACAAAUUAUCUAGAUAAUCGGUUUUCAUCUCUCUUGUCCACAGUUGUGAGAGAAAAUCAGGGUUGUACUAGAUGGCUUAUCUUUUUUUUUUUUUUUUAAGGAUUCCAGUGAGCAUCAUUUAAUGAAUGAAAGGAAAGAUCAUCAGCCCUUUCUAGGGAAGAAACUCAGUAUAGUCUGUAGAAUAAUAGAAAUAUGUUAUGGUUUCCAGUUAGUUGUGUUAUAGUAAGCCUCUGGUGCAUAUACCCCUACAUAAUUAAUUUCUACACAAUGAUUUUCACAUGCAAGUAUUGUAGGGACAUUGAAUGUGUUAAGAGUAUUUUAAAGAAGUAGCUAGAGUGAAGGCAGUGGAAAAAUUUUAAAAGACCAGAUGGUAUAUGGAGGAAAGCAUAAGGAGAAUGAACAUCAGGGAAGAAAUAGUCUACAGCCUUAAAAUCUGGAAAAAGACUUAUGAACCAUCCAACCAUGUAAGGGAAAAUAUGAACAUUAAUUGAUAUAAUGAUCAAAGGAAUUAUGCCAAUAAUUAUCAUAUAUUUGUGCUUAAAAACUUGUGGGAUUUAAGAAAACUGCAAAAAAAUUAGGUUAGUUAUUCCUUUCUCAUGAGAACCAAUUUUAUCCAUAAUAGAAGAGAGGUGGAAGAGAGAGUUUUGGCUUUUAUUUAAUUGUUUUCCUUUCUGUUCUUUCUUGAUUCAUCUGCUGUAUUUUGAGAAAUUUCUAUAUAUUGCAUCUUUUUUCUUCAUUAUUUGAAUAUGCUGUCUUGUUCAUUUUCUGUCUUAGAAUUAUAAUUACAGGACAUUAAUUGAUUCAUUAUUCUGAUAGAUUUAUCAGUUGCUGGUUUUAACACAUGACCUAUUCUUUGGAGAGAACAGCAAUUCCAUAAGUGUUACUCUGAGGAUAAUUAUAGUUUUAGGAAGAUGUAACUAUGAUAUAUAUAUAUAUAUAUAUAUAUAUAUAUAUAUAUAUAUAUAUAUAUAUAUAUAUAUAUAUAUAUAUAUAUAUAUUGCUAAAAUAUGCUACUGUUAUGGUCAGAAGUUAUGUACUAUGCUCAUUUCACCAAAGUUUUGUGUUUUUCCAAUAAUCUCAAGAGUCUGUGAGUUCAAAAUCCCUAGAACCUAUGAACUUUUUAUUUCAUUUUAUUAUUAUUAUUUAUUUUUUUUUUUUACCAUCAGCAAAUCAGAUUGAGGGAAUGAGCAAAGCACAGUGGAAGUGAGUGCAGAGUGUUACUAGAUUUCUGACUGUAGCUGUACCAGUGGGUUAUAUAAGUGUCUGUAUAACAGUUGCCUUGAAGCAAGCAGUAGAGGCAAUGUGUUGAAUUGUAGUUUACAUGAUGGCAAAGGCAGGACUGCGGCUGGACUACAAAGGGCUUUCAUCUUAGGUGAUAAAAGUUUGCAUGAUGAUUUAAUACAAAGCCAUCUGUUUAAUUUUUAUUUUCACAUUACCAAAUUUAUAGUGUGCCACUUAGAGUUUCAUUGUAAGGUUUGGGUCUGUGGCAUUUUGGUGGGACUAUGUACAAGGUAUUGUGGAUUGGUAUGUUUCAGGGUUGUACGUAGUUAUUGACUUCGUUUACAGAUUAAUAAACUUAUCCAUAUUCUUGUACUUUCAUGGCAGCUUGUAUUGGAAAUACAGUCCCCAUAUUUCUA
Molecule: messenger RNA, 3500 nt
Organism: Portunus trituberculatus (swimming crab)
Lineage: Eukaryota; Metazoa; Arthropoda; Malacostraca; Decapoda; Portunidae
Product: brain protein I3-like
Exons: 4
Coding region: 401-784 (127 amino acids)
Source: RefSeq, a predicted model, not a curated record